This is a messenger RNA of Gambusia affinis (western mosquitofish), 1927 nucleotides long. RefSeq names its product protein O-mannose kinase (gene pomk). Gene Ontology annotation, molecular function: protein kinase activity; ATP binding; carbohydrate kinase activity. The transcript has 3 exons. Lineage: Eukaryota; Metazoa; Chordata; Actinopteri; Cyprinodontiformes; Poeciliidae. Gene Ontology annotation, cellular component: endoplasmic reticulum membrane. The record is from RefSeq and is a predicted model, not a curated record. Gene Ontology annotation, biological process: protein O-linked glycosylation; carbohydrate phosphorylation; protein phosphorylation. The coding region runs from base 90 to 1130 and encodes 346 amino acids.
UGCAGUUGCAAGUUGCGUUAAUAAAGCUCGAGGAAGAAGAAGCAGCUGGGGAAAAUGAAGACGCCGAACUGUCAAAUUAGAAGAGUAGCAUGGGUCACCACAGCAGCAGCAUUAACUCCCUUGUGUUUCCUGUUGUGAUGGGAUGCCUUGCUGCUUUGAUGCUCAGCAGUGCCUUCAUAUACCUGUACCUGGAUGCUGUGUAUCAGUCGGAGGAGCAGCUGGUGAAAACACACUCUGACUGUCUCCCUCAACACUUUAAACUGCCGGUCAUGAAGAACUGUAGCCCCUGGCUCCAGUGUUCACAGAUUGAAGCAGAAGUACGCAAGAUAAAGCUGAUUGGGCUGGGAGCUGUGAAGAAGGUCUAUCUGGCAGAAUGGAGAGGUCAUAAGGUGGCUCUGUCUGAGCUGGCCUCUGUGGAAUACCGAGAAGAUUUUCUCCAUGGACUGUCGAUGUUGCUGGACCUUCAGGGCCCACAGGUUGUGCAGUUGGUGGGAUUUUGCCUUGAAGACGACAUUAUAGUUACCCAGCACCAUCCACACGGCUCGCUGCUAAACCUAGAAGACGUUCUGGCACAGCAGAAGUACCAGCAUCUAAACACUUGGCACCUCAGGCUGAGACUGGCCACAGACUACGUCUCCAUCCUCCACUACCUCCACAACAGCCCUGCUGGGCGGCGGGUGAUGUGUGACUCCAACAGCCUGGAGAAAACCCUUUCACAAUUCCUGCUAACGAAUGACUUCCACCUGGUGGUGAACGACCUAGAUGCUCUGCCCAAAGUAGACGCGUCUAAGGGCGCCCUGGUGAAAUGCGGCAGCCGAGAGCUCACUGGAGACUUCGUGGCCCCAGAGCAGCUUUGGCCUUUCAGAGACAGUGGACAGCCAUUUUCAGACGAUCUCAUGCCACCGUAUGAUGAAAAGACAGAUAUCUGGAAGAUUCCAGAUUUGACACAGUUCAUAAUGGGAAGGACUCCAGGUGGAGAUUUAGUUCAUUUUCACCUUUUUCAGAUCCAUAAGGAAUGCAAAGAUGUGGACCCUAAACUCCGUCCUUCUGCUCUGGAUGUUUUGAAGGCAUACAAAUUGGUCUACAGUGCAAUUGUACGAGAAACAUCUGGACACAGAGAUAUGCUGUAGGAUCUUUCUCUGAGCAACAUUUAGCUGAGUAGACAGAAAAGACAACAUAAAAUUUGAUGGUUGCAAAAUCUUCAGAACUCUUGUUGAAAGGUGUGUUUAGACUAAAGGUGUUUUCUCUGCUUAUAGAUUCAGUUAGAUUGGGAACCAAAAUUACAACAUUUGUUACAGUUGGUGCGGCUCACUUUCAUCUUUUGAAAAACCUGUUUAUCUCCUUGCCUGUGUGGACGCUGCACCAAGAACCACUGAAGAAGACAUUGAGCGCAACUACCUUCUUCACAAAAUGUAAACAAAAAGGGAGUGGCGUCAGAUUUUAGCGGUUGUAGGAUUUCUCUUUUGUGUUUCUCAUUUUUGUUUACGUUUCAUGAAGAAGGAAGUUGCACUCAUGUCUGUUCUGAGGUUUUCAUGUUUUUGCUUCAGUGGUUCUUGGUGCAGCAGACAGGUGAGGGGAACAGGUUGCUGGAUCAUUUGACACAGUGCAGUGAGAAAGAGAACCGCUGCAGCUGGAAAUGGAACAAAUGUUGCAAUUUUUGUCCCCAACUGAAAUGAGUCUAUGGGACUAUCAGGUGUGAAAACACUCUAAAUUUGGAUUGGGCCUGCGAGUUCAACAAGUUCACUUUUCAAUGUAUUUUUCUAGCCUGAGUAAAGGCAUCUGGUAAAAAGAUGUUCAUGAAUGUUCAGUGUUUGGGGGAAGACGGUCCAGACAUUAUAAAAAUACUCAAGUCAGAGGAUGUAGGAAUCUUAUUUGCUAUCAAAUGCAACGUUUGUAUGUUUACUAAAAUAAACUUAAGUAAAAAUGA